AUGCCCGCGAUAUCUGAACACACAUCCCUACUACCGUCCGAGCAUGAUGAGACAGAACCUACCUCUACGGUUAGGGAAUCACACGCUCACCUCAGGAAAGUGGCAGAUUCCUUCCCUCGCUCUGUCUGGCACAUCGCGACCAUUGAGUUAUGCGAAAGAUUUGCUUAUUUUGGUAUUGUCGGACCAAUGCAAAACUACAUGCAGAAUGCGAUGGACGACCCUCUGCACCCUGGCGGACUUGGCAUCGGUACUGGCGGUAUCAAGACGAAUGUAAGCUCGCUUAUUGCAGAGCAGUAUACUGGUCCAAGAGAAACCAUUCGAAUAACCAAGUUUGGAGAAAAGGUGGUUGUAGACAGAGACCAUACUAUAAAAAGCAUUUUCUCCAUGUUUUUCAUAUUCAUCAACGUUGGGACUCUUGCUGCUGCUGCCUGCACGACUAUCGAGCAAAGAUACGGCUUCACCCUAGCAUUUGCUCUACCCACCGUGAUUUUCAUCACCGGAUUUACCGUCCUACUAAGAAGCAAAGACGGAUACAUUAGUCGUGCACCAGAGAGUUCUAUUAUCCUCCACGCAUACCGAGCUUUCUGGAUAGCCAUUAGACAUAGGGGAAACCUCGACUAUGCACGUCCAAGUACUGAGGAGUCAGCUCAGCGAAUUCCGUGGGACAACGCGUUUGUAGACGAUCUGAAACAAAUUUCAUCGGCGUGUAAGGUAUUCCUUCUGUACCCUUUGUAUUGGGCCGCCUGUACGCAAUUUGUGACGAACUUUGUCUCCCAAGCCGGUACCAUGGAGGCUCACGGGAUCCCAAACGACAUACUUGUUUUUCUCGACCCGGUUACAGCGACUGUCCUCUUGCCUUUCCUUGACCGGGUUGUUUUCCCUUACUUUGAACGGAUUAGAAAACCGAUUGGCUAUGUUCAUCGAAUGACGGCAGGGUUUUUGUUCUGUGGCGUUGCCAUGCUAUACGCUGCAUUUGUCCAACGGAAGAUAUAUGCGGCACCUCCAUGCUAUGACCACCCAAGAGCAAGGGACUGUAUGGGCGGAGCUAUACCUAACGCAGUCUCUAUAUACCUUCAGGUCCCGGCCUACGUGUUAAUUGCCACUUCACAAAUACUUGCAACGGUCGCGGGUAUUGAAUACGCAUAUACUAAGGCGCCGGCCUCGAUGAAAUCUCUGGUCAUGGCUGUUUAUUUGACUACUACUUCUGUGGGAGCCCUCCUCGCCAUGGCAGUCUCACCAUUAACGGUGGAUCCGAAACUGGUCUGGAUGUACAUUACUUUGAGUUUGGGACCCCUCAUAGCUGGUGUUACAGUAUGGUUUGUUCCCUUCGCGGGCCCUGAUGGUGAAAGAGCGACCACUAUGGAUCCUGGUGUUGAAAGUCUGCAGUGA
Messenger RNA from Talaromyces atroroseus, 1389 nucleotides. RefSeq lists its product as hypothetical. The coding region runs from base 1 to 1389 and encodes 462 amino acids. The record is from RefSeq and is a predicted model, not a curated record. The transcript has 3 exons. Gene Ontology annotation, cellular component: membrane. NCBI's taxonomy places the organism in Eukaryota, Fungi, Ascomycota, Eurotiomycetes, Eurotiales, Trichocomaceae. Gene Ontology annotation, molecular function: dipeptide transmembrane transporter activity. Gene Ontology annotation, biological process: transmembrane transport.